Messenger RNA from Myotis myotis, 369 nucleotides. Its product is annotated as small nuclear ribonucleoprotein G-like. Bases 58 to 369 code for a protein of 103 amino acids. Gene Ontology annotation, biological process: spliceosomal snRNP assembly; mRNA splicing, via spliceosome. The record is from RefSeq and is a predicted model, not a curated record. The transcript has a single exon. Lineage: Eukaryota; Metazoa; Chordata; Mammalia; Chiroptera; Vespertilionidae. Gene Ontology annotation, molecular function: RNA binding. Gene Ontology annotation, cellular component: U2-type prespliceosome; U12-type spliceosomal complex; U1 snRNP.
AGUGUCAGAGAGGCCGUGAAUUCUGUUUGGAGGUAUCUUUGAGCUCGCUUAGAUGCCAUGAGCAAAGCUCACCCUCCUGAGUUGAAAAAAAAAAUUAUGGACAAGAAGUUAUCAUUGAAAUUAAGUGGUGGAAGCCAUGGCCAAGGAAUAUUGCAGGGAUUUGAUCCCUUUAUGAAUCUUGUGAUAGGUGAAUGUGUGGAGAUGGCAACUGGUGGGCAACAGAACAACAGUGGAACGGUGGUAAUACGAGGACAUAGUAUCAUCAUGUUAGAAGCCUUGGAACGAGCACAAAGAAUGGCUGUGUUUACCAGAGAAAUCAACUGCUUCCAUAUGUCCCCUCUCCUCAGCACCUGCUUCACUACAAUAUAA